This is a messenger RNA of Neopsephotus bourkii (Bourke's parrot), 2808 nucleotides long. RefSeq names its product solute carrier family 6 member 20 (gene SLC6A20). Gene Ontology annotation, molecular function: L-proline transmembrane transporter activity. Gene Ontology annotation, cellular component: plasma membrane. The coding region runs from base 96 to 1874 and encodes 592 amino acids. NCBI's taxonomy places the organism in Eukaryota, Metazoa, Chordata, Aves, Psittaciformes, Psittacidae. The transcript has 11 exons. The record is from RefSeq and is a predicted model, not a curated record. Gene Ontology annotation, biological process: sodium ion transmembrane transport.
GCCAGGCUGGCGCGGAGUCUGAGGCAGGGCUGGCAGAGCACCUGGAGGAGCGAAGGCAGGAAGGCUUGGCUGGAACCUCUGCCUGCAAGCAGGCAAUGGAGAAAUCCCGGCCGCUAUGGGACAAUCCCCUGCAGUUCGUUUUUGCCUGCAUUUCCUACGCCGUGGGGCUGGGAAACGUGUGGAGGUUUCCAUACUUAUGUCAGAUGUACGGAGGAGGAGGCUUCCUGAUCCCCUAUUUCAUCAUGCUGAUUGCCGAGGGGAUGCCGCUGCUCUACUUGGAGCUGGCCGUGGGGCAGCGCAUGCGGCAGGGCAGCAUCGGUGCCUGGAAAAUCAUCAGCCCCUACCUCUGCGGUGUCGGUGUUGCCAGCGUCGUCGUCUCCUUCUUCCUCUCCAUGUACUACAACGUGAUAAAUGCCUGGGCCUUCUGGUACCUCUUCCACUCCUUCCAGGACCCCCUGCCAUGGGCUACCUGCCCCCUGAACCGCAACCGCACCGGCUACGAGGAGGAGUGCGAGAAGACGUCGCCCACCCAGUACUUCUGGUACCGGCAGACCCUGAACAUCUCCCCCUCGCUGGAGGCCAGCGGCAGCCUGCAGUGGGAGCAGGCGCUCUGCCUGACGCUGGCCUGGCUCGUGGUCUACCUCUGCAUCCUCCGCGGCACCGCGUCCACCGGCAAGGUCGUCUAUGUAACAGCCUCCUUGCCAUACUGCGUUCUCAUCAUAUACCUCAUCCGAGGAUUAACCCUUCACGGAGCUGUGAAUGGGCUCAUCUACAUGUUCACACCAAAGCUGGAGCAGCUGUCGAACCCCAAGGCAUGGAUCAGCGCUGCCACGCAGAUCUUCUUCUCUCUGGGGCUGGGCUUCGGCAGCCUCAUCGCCUUCGCCAGCUACAACGAGCCCAGCAACAACUGCGAGCGGCACGCCAUCAUCGUCUCGCUCAUCAACAGCGCCACCUCCAUCUUCGCCAGCAUCGUCACCUUCUCCAUCUACGGCUUCAAGGCAACCUUUAACUACGAGAGCUGCCUGAACAAGGUGAUCCUGCUGCUGAUCAACACUUUUGACCUGGAGGAAGGCUCUUUGACAGCGGACAACCUCAGUGAGAUGAAGGACUACCUCAUGGCCACGCACCCGCGGGAAUAUGCCUGGUUGUCACCACAGCUUAAGAACUGCAGCCUGGAAGCUGAACUAGAUACGGCUGUCCAGGGGACGGGGCUGGCGUUUAUCGUCUAUUCCGAAGCCAUCAAGAACAUGGAAGUGCCCCAGCUGUACUCUGUGCUCUACUUUGUCAUGCUGCUGAUGCUGGGCAUCGGGAGCAUGCUGGGAAACACGGCUGCUAUCCUCACACCGCUCACCGACAGCAGGGCCAUUGCCACCCGCUUCCCCAAGGAGGUCAUCUCAGGUGCUGUGUGUUUCAUUAACUGUGUGAUCGGCCUCAUCUUCACCAUGGAGGCUGGGAAUUACUGGUUUGACAUAUUCAAUGACUAUGCAGCCACCCUCUCACUGCUGCUCAUCGUGCUGGUAGAAACCAUCGCGGUGUGUUACAUCUAUGGGAUAAGAAGAUUUGAGAAGGAUCUUUACACCAUGGUUGGACGCAAACUCAACUGGUACUGGAAACUUAUGUGGGCUUUUGCCAGCCCUUUGCUAAUUAUAAGCCUAUUUAUAUUCUACCUCACCGACUAUAUCCUCACGGGAACGCUGCAAUACCAAGCAUGGGAUGCCACACAGGGGCAGCUGGUGACAAAGGACUACCCAGGCUAUGCCCUGGCCAUGAUCGGGCUGCUGGUGGCAUCAUCCAUCAUGUGCAUCCCCCUAGGGGCACUAGUAACAUUUAUAAGGAAGAGACUGAAGAGGGAAAGCGUUUCAACCACUGCCUGAGUGCCCACAGCUGGAUUUGGGAAGACCUUUACCCCCGUCGCCAGCAGAUGGGCACUUCUGGAAGACAGCAGCAACCAUUAUUUGUAGCAGCUAUUUCUAGAGUUGAGAAUUGUGGGUGCUAUAUUGACCAAAAAGUGCUCUUAGGAGGUUCCACAGUGGUUUGGAAAAACAAAGAGCUCUUCUGUAACACGAUGAAGCUUUUAAAAAGGCCUCUGUGAGAGAGGGGAAAACACAAGAGCAGCUCACAAAAUGCUAGCAUAAAUUAACCAGCACAUCAACCCACUAUACAAGGUUAGGUAGUUCUUUCCCUCUGUUGUAACACUGCCUAUGAGGAAACGUGAGCAACCAACUAAGCAUGUUCUUGUACCAGUGAAGACCCUUACUAUUCCAGAAAUCCACUCCUAAGCAUGCAUGUUAUUUGGAAUGACAUGUUUUUACCAACAGAUGCAACUGUUGAAGUCUUGCAAUGUGAAUGUGAUAAUCCCCUUUCCUACAAGGGAGAAGUCAGCAGGAUGGUACUGGAGAUAAAACGUGGCUAAAACUGCUUCUUUGCUACUUGUGUCCAGCAAAGCAGUUUAUAUGUACAUAUACAUACAUAGAUAUACAUACACAUUCAUGAGCUGCAGUUCUCUCACAUCCAGAAGUAGUAAACUUUCAAUUCCAGUAUGUAACUGUGCACUGUGCUGUACUUUGUGUUUUCUAGGGAUACACUUUAAGUACACUGGAAGAAAUCUGUGCUAAAGCUGCUUUACAAGCCCCACCAAACAAAAGUAGGAUUAGCUUUGCCAAUGUUCAUGCCCAGAUAUACUCUAAUCGUGAGCUGUAACAAUCCAGCUGUUCCACAGACCUGGUUCAUUUCCCUAUGUGACCAUUUUAUAAAGAAAGCAACAUGUUUAAAUUGUAAGCUUCAUGUAAUAAAAACCAAGUAAAAUUA